Capronia coronata CBS 617.96 is the source of this 1728-nucleotide messenger RNA. RefSeq lists its product as uncharacterized. Bases 1 to 1728 code for a protein of 575 amino acids. The record is from RefSeq and is a predicted model, not a curated record. Gene Ontology annotation, biological process: transmembrane transport. Lineage: Eukaryota; Fungi; Ascomycota; Eurotiomycetes; Chaetothyriales; Herpotrichiellaceae. The transcript has 4 exons. Gene Ontology annotation, molecular function: transmembrane transporter activity.
AUGUCUAGCGGACUGGACAGAACGUGGACGGCGCCCGAAAACCGGCCUCGACGAGCGGUGCGGGAUGCGUUAAGACGUGCCAACUCGACGCCCGAAGACGACAAUCGCCAGUUGUUUUCUUUUCACUUCAUGGAUGACCAUGCCACGCACCACUAUCAUGCCGAUGCCUCACGAGAUGUCCUUGACGAGGUAUCAGCCACCAGCGACGAUGACGCGUCCAGUGUCGAGACAGUAGGGGAGGUGAGGUUCGGCAUUCGAGAUACUCGAGAUGUCGAAGCAGAAUUGCCCGAGCUGAAGACUGAAAGAUCUGCAAGAUCAGUCAAAGAUCCCAACUUGGUGACGUGGGAAGGCCCCGAGGAUCCUGCAAAUCCCAAGAACUGGAUAUACCGAAAGAAAUGGGCCGCCACGCUCAUUGUGUCGGCUUUCACCUUCAUCUCGCCCGUUUCGUCGUCGAUGGUUGCGCCUGCGUUGACCAAGAUAGGCGAAGAUCUGAACAUUCCAGCCGGUAUUGAAAGGUCGCUCACUCUUUCCAUCUUCGUGCUCGCCUACGCCAUUGGACCGUUGUUUCUGGGGCCUCUCUCCGAAAUCUACGGUCGAGUCAUCGUGCUACAGUUAUCCAAUUUGUUCUUUCUAGCAUUCAAUAUCGGAUGCGGGUUUGCGCAGACCAAAGGUCAACUCAUCGCGUUCCGGUUUCUGAGUGGUUUGGGCGGUAGUGCUCCGUUGGCGCUGGGCGGCGGAGUCCUCAGUGACUGCUGGCGUGCCGAGGAACGAGGCAAAUCCAUCAGUAUCUACUCCCUAGCGCCCCUCCUCGGUCCUGCCGUGGGACCCCUGGCAGGUGGCUUCAUCGCCUUAAAGUCGACCUGGAGAUGGUGUUUCUGGUCGACGUCAAUCGUCGACGCUGGUAUCCAGGCGGCCGGUUUUAUUUGGCUGAGGGAGACCUACGCGCCGAAACUGCUCGGCUUGAAGGCCAAAAGACUCCGUAAGGAGACGGGUAAUGCUGACCUUCAUACUGAAUGGGAGCACCCUGAUAGGACAUUGGCAAGGGUUCUCAGGGCAAGUCUGAGUCGACCAUUCCGUCUGCUGGGAACGCAACCUAUCAUCCAAGCUCUCGCCGUGUACAUGGCAUACCUCUACGGACUCAUGUAUCUUGUUCUUUCCACCUUCCCAACGGUCUGGGAGGAAACCUAUCAUGAAUCCGUCGGAGUCGGCGGCCUGAACUACAUUUCCCUCGGCGUUGGCUUCUUCCUGGGCACUCAAAUCAGUGCACCUAUCAAUGAUCGAAUCUAUCGCAGAUUGAAGAAACGAAACAACAAUGUGGGAAAACCGGAAUUUCGCGUGCCUAUGAUGAUACCCGGGGCUAUACUUGUGCCUGUGGGGCUCUUCCUGUACGGCUGGAGUUCAUACGAGCAUACUCACUGGAUUGUACCCAACAUCGGUGCGGCAAUCUUUGCCUCAGGGACCAUCCUGGGCUUCCAAUGCACACAGACAUAUAUUGUGGACGCCUAUACCCGUUAUGCUGCUUCCGCUAUCGGCGCCGCCGUUGUCCUUCGAAGCUUGGCCGGGUUUGGAUUUCCCUUGUUUGCCCCCUAUCUUUACAACGCGCUACAUCUUGACUGGGGCAAUUCGCUUCUCGGCUUCAUCGCCAUUGGCCUCGGAAUUCCAGCACCUUUUCUGCUCUGGAGAUUCGGCCAGACACUGCGCGAGAAGAGUCCAUACGCUGCGGGAUAA